Molecule: messenger RNA, 607 nt
Organism: Gossypium raimondii (Peruvian cotton)
Lineage: Eukaryota; Viridiplantae; Streptophyta; Magnoliopsida; Malvales; Malvaceae
Product: peptidyl-prolyl cis-trans isomerase Pin1
Exons: 2
Coding region: 1-369 (122 amino acids)
Cellular component (GO): cytosol; nucleus
Molecular function (GO): peptidyl-prolyl cis-trans isomerase activity
Source: RefSeq, a predicted model, not a curated record
AUGUCAUCAUCAACAGCGGCCAAUCAAGUGAGGGCAUCUCACAUACUCAUCAAGCACCAAGGCUCUCGUCGUAAGGCUUCUUGGAAGGAUCCAGAAGGUCGCGUCAUCUCCACCACCACCCGAGACGCCGCUGUCUCACAGCUUAAACUUCUCCGCGGCGACAUCGUUUCCAACAAGGCUAAGUUCGACGAGGUUGCCUCUCGCUACUCCGAUUGCAGCUCCGCUAAACGUGGCGGUGAUCUCGGUCCUUUUGGUCGAGGCCAGAUGCAAAAGCCAUUUGAGGAUGCAACAUAUAAUCUUAACAUAGGCGAGAUAAGUGACAUUGUGGAUACUGAUAGCGGUGUUCACAUCAUAAUGAGAACUGGCUAAUCAUUAGUGAUGGAGCCUGGAUAUCGUGAGCAAUUAGUUCAGUCUUCGCGGACUAUUCUAUCCAAGAACAUUCUGAAAUCACUUCUGAUAAUGCCUAUGGCUAAUUUCAUUGAACUCUUUUUGCUUGAGAGUGACCUAAAUGCAUGGGAUAAUUUGGUUGCUAAAGCAUUUAAUUUUUGAACCUUUUUGGUUUUGGUGUGACAGUUUAUAAUAAAAAAAAAAUAUUUGGUGAACUAAA